Molecule: messenger RNA, 423 nt
Organism: Closterium sp. Naga37s-1
Lineage: Eukaryota; Viridiplantae; Streptophyta; Zygnematophyceae; Desmidiales; Closteriaceae
Source: the annotation of a GenBank genome assembly
AUGGCAGAAGUGCAGGAGCAACAACCACUAGAGUUGCAGCAGCAGGAGCAGCAGCGGGAGGAGGAGGAGGCGGGGAAGGAGCGGGAGGUGGGCGUGGAAGUUGACAUGACAGCGCCCGUGACGGCGUGGGACAUCGAGCGCGCGGGAGGGCUGGGCGCGCGGGACGACAUCGCGUCGCCGCUGCCCGUGGCCAUGGACGCCACGGACCUGGAGGAAUCCAUCAACGCCGAACUCUAUCCCGAACUCGCAGGUGCUGACGUGGCGCGUGAGAGCGAGGAGGAGGCUCGCAUAGGCGGCACAGAGCCCUCAGCAGCUCAUGUGGGUGGCUCGUUUGAUGCUGCUGCUGCUGCUGACCCUGAGGAGGCAAGGCGGCAGCUGGAGAGCAGAUUUGUGCAUGCGGGGCAGGGAGGAGGGGGAGUGUGA